GUCAAAAUAACUAUAGUCUAAAGGAUGAAAGGGAGUUGGCUUUAAUUACUAAGGGGUUAGUGUUUGAUUCGGCAGACUGUAGGUGGGUUGUCAGCUAUCCCUGGAUAAAAGAUCCCCGUCUUUUGCCCAACAAUGUAUCCCUUGCUUUUGCAAGACUGAUUGCCACAGAAAAGAGGCUCAAUAAACUAGGACCAGAUUACUGCAAGGCUUACCAGAGUCAAAUUGAUGAUAUGAUUGCUAGGAAAGUCGCAAGGAAAUUGACUGAGGAUGAGAUUUACAGAUACGAUGGACCAGUAUUUUAUAUUCCUCACACUGAAGUGCUAAAGCCAGACUCAAGUUCUACUCCACUUAGGAUAGUUUUCAAUUCUUCCGCCAAGUACAUGAACUUCUCCUUAAAUGAAAUGUGGGCAAAGGGCCCAGAUGUUUUGAAUUCUCUCCUAGGAGUUCUGUUGAGAUUCAGAGAAGAGGAGGUGGCGUUCGCCGGGGAUUUGGCCAAAAUGUACAAUACCAUCCAUAUGUCCUUAUUUGAUCAGCAUUGCCAUCGCUUUUUGUGGCGAGACUUGAAGGUCCAUAACAAACCAGAUCAUUAUGUUUUAACUUGUGUCCCUUUCGGCGAUAAGCCUAGUGGUACCAUUGCCAUGCUUGCUUUAAGAUUAACUGCGGAAAUAAUUCAAGACCAGUACCCUGUUGCAGUCAAUGCCAUAGUGAAGAACAGCUAUGUGGAGAAUCACUUUUAACUCCAACUGUAGAAGAUCUUGCGAUCGCUGAAAUGUUGUGGGUGAAGGAAGUUCAAUCUGAACUUGAUCCUGAUUGGGAAACUAAGUACCGUAGGUUAGGGCCUACCAGAAAUGAAGCUGGGGUGAUUGUUGUCGGUCAGCGUAUCCCUAAAUGGUUAAAGAAUAACUAUGAUCAGGACGGAUUUAUUUUGCUUUCUCCUGAUCAUGACUUUACUAAGUUGUAUGUGGAAUCUAUGCAUCGUCUGGACCAUGCUGGCAUUGAAGUAACUUUAGCCAAGAUUCAAUCCAAGUUUUGGGUACCAAAGGUCCGGAACAUGAUCAAAUCUGUGAGGUACAAAUGCAUCACCUGUCGCAAACUGAGGAAAGAAAUAGUUGGUCAACUUAUGGGACAGCUGCCAGAAGAACGCCUCAAACCAUCUCCUCCGUUUACCUACACUGCCCUAGAUUUGUACGGCCCCCUUUUAGUUAAAGAUAUGGUCAAGGGUCGCUCAAGAGGUAAAGCUUACGGUGUAAUCUUCAACUGUUUGGCCACUCGUGCUGUUCAUCUGGAUCUAAUUGAAGGGUAUAGCACUAAGGAUUUCCUUGAUGGACUUAGAAGAUUCGUAUCUAUCCGAGGAUGUCCGCGUGAAAUUUAUUCAGAUGCUGGUACUCAACUGACUGCCGCCAGUAAAGGAUUGAUAGAUCUGUCCAGGUUAAGUUCUGAUGACAUACAAGAUUUUGCUUGCAAUAAAGGGGGAGAGGUUAAAUGGGUUUUCAAUGCAUCAGCAGACGCACCAUGGCAAAACGGUGCUAGUGAAAGUCUAAUCAAAUCCCUUAAGAGAAGUCCGACUGUGGCUAUCGGUGAUAAUGUAUUAACCUUCAGUAAAUUACAGACAACCCUUUUUGAGAUUUCAAAUAUACUAAAUGAAAGACCUAUAGGUAUAAAGCCAGGAUGUGAUCCAGAACUUGGAAAAUACCUUUGCCCUAACGACCUCCUCCUUGGACGUACCUCUAACAAAGCUCCAAAGGGUGUCUUUGAGCACUUUCCUAGUCAUGAAUAUGUGGAUGACAUACUAGGAAAUUGUGACAAUUAUGAGGGAGCAAAUAAUUUACUGAGAGAGAUUGAAUUUGUUUUAGGCCAAGGAGGAUUUAAGGUGAAACAUUGGAUUCUGUCAGGUGCUCAUAACCCUAGCAAACUGGAUCUAGCAGAAACUCAAAAAGAAAAAGUCUUGGGUGUUGUGUGGGAACCCAACAGAGACGUGUUUGUGUUUAGUGUGAAAAUAAAUUUUCUCCCAAACAUCGCAAGACACAUACGGGCCCAGAUCUUAAACCGGAUAACCUUACCGGUGAGACACCCCAGUAUUUGACCAAGAGAAUGCUUUUAAGUCAGAUUGCAACCCAAUUUGACCCCUUGGGACUUGUCUGCCCUGUAACUUUAAAGGCAAAAUUGAUGUUGAGGCGUCUUGUCUGUCCAGAGGGUGAUGAAGAUGCAAAAUACGGUUGGGAUGAUGCAGUGUUGCCACAGAUUAGAAGUGAAUGGCUGGAUUAUUUCCAGAUGAUGUUUGAGUUAGAAACUCUAUGGUUUCCCAGAU
Messenger RNA from Portunus trituberculatus (swimming crab), 2308 nucleotides. RefSeq lists its product as uncharacterized. Gene Ontology annotation, biological process: DNA integration. The record is from RefSeq and is a predicted model, not a curated record. Gene Ontology annotation, molecular function: nucleic acid binding. The coding region runs from base 770 to 2083 and encodes 437 amino acids. NCBI's taxonomy places the organism in Eukaryota, Metazoa, Arthropoda, Malacostraca, Decapoda, Portunidae. The transcript is spliced from 3 exons.